GUGAUGUGAUUCCCUGGUACUCUCUGCAGCAGACGGAUACAGUGACUGGUUGGGGAGCAGGGCUACUGAUAAAUAAAGCACAGCCACAAAUAGCACGAGACUCGGGCUGGGGAGUGAAAUCUCCCAGCCUCCAGGGACCAAGGUGGACACAGAGAGGCAGAUACCCCAGCCGGGAGCAUCACCCGGGAUAUUCAACAAGUAAAGAGCACAGAAGCCCCGCUGGGACCAUGUCACAUUCUGCUACACGGAGACUGCAACGUGGGACUCCCAUCCAGCUCCCACCAGGAAUGAUGGAGUCACCCAGCGUUGACAAGGACCUGUUAGAGGCAUGUACUUCUCCAUUCGAGCUGAAAUCAGCUCCCAGCAAGAAGAUGUGGGUCAAGCUGAGAGCUCUCCUGAAGUACAUGGUGAAACAGCUCGAAAAUGGGGAGGUCAAUAUUGUAGAACUCAAAAAAAACUUAGAGUACACGGCCUCGCUGCUGGAAGCAGUGUAUAUCGAUGAGACAAGACAGAUUCUGGACACAGAAGAUGAACUGCCAGAAAUCCGUUCUGAUGCUGUUCCAUCAGAGGUCCGAGAUUGGUUGGCGUCCACGUUUACACAACAAACCAGGUCAAGUGGCCGGCGAUCAGAGGAGAAGCCAAGGUUCCGCAGCAUUGUGCAUGCUGUGCAGGCUGGGAUCUUUGUGGAAAGAAUGUUUCGAAGAACAUAUACAGCAGUGGGACCAAACUACUCGGCAGCUGUUGUGAAUAGUUUAAAGCAUUUGGACCUGUGGGACUUUGAUGUGUUUGUUUUGAACAGAGUGAGUGAGGAUCACGCUUUGAAAACAAUUGUUUUUGAACUCCUGACCAGACACAAUCUGAACAGCCGUUUCAAGAUCCCAGUGGCAUUUCUGAUGAACUUUCUGGACUCUCUGGAAACUGGUUAUGGAAAGUACAAAAAUCCCUAUCAUAACCAGAUUCAUGCUGCUGAUGUGACGCAGACAGUCCAUUGCUUCCUGUUGCGGACGGGAAUGGUGCACUGCUUAAAUGAGAUUGAGAUACUGGCUAUUCUUUUUGCCGCUGCCAUUCACGACUUUGAACAUACAGGAACAACAAACAGCUUCCACAUCCAGACCAAAUCAGACUGCGCCAUUCUAUAUAAUGACCGGUCAGUGCUGGAGAACCACCAUGUGAGUGCGGUUUAUCGAAUCAUGCAAGAUGAUGAAAUGAACAUCUUUGUCAACCUCACCAAGGAUGAGUUCACGGAACUAAGGUCUCUUGUCAUAGAAAUGGUCCUGGCCACUGACAUGUCUUGUCACUUUCAGCAAGUCAAAACCAUGAAAACAUCUCUGCAGCAGCUGGAAAUAAUUGACAAAUCAAAGGCCCUUUCUCUACUGCUUCAUGCUGCAGACAUCAGUCACCCAACAAAACAGUGGAAAGUACAUGGACGUUGGACCAAAGCUUUGAUGGAAGAGUUCUUCAGACAAGGAGACAAAGAAGCUGAAAUGGGACUGCCUUUCUCACCACUAUGUGACCGCAAAGCCACUUUGGUGGCUCAGUCUCAGAUAGGAUUCAUAGAGUUUAUAGUGGACCCAACAUUUUCGGUGCUGACAGAUGUUGCAGAAAAGAUUGUUCUUCCAUUAGUUGAAGAGGGCAGUAAGGCCAAGCCAAGUGCUCCUGUAAAUCAGUCAAGCUCACAGUGGAGGCAACCGUCCCUCGACGAGCAAGCUGAACUAGGAGACAUCAAUGCUGACCUGAACAGCUUCCGAACAACAUGGACCAAGUAUAUCCAGGAAAACAAGCAGAAAUGGAAGGAGAGGGCAGCAAGCGGAAUCACUAACCAAACAUCUGUUGAUGAACUUUCCCCCUGUGAGGAGGAACAUAGCACAGAGGAAAAUGGCAAUCUGGACUAGUGCACAUUUUCAUUCGACACCAGGCACUCUUCUGGUUCAGAAUGAGGUCUUUGAUACCACAUCAGAUCCCUUCCCUGCAGUACAGAAGGACCAGAACACAGGGAGUGAAAAGAAAGGAUCUGAGUAAAGCCGCAGGUCAUUUAGCACGCACAGAAAGUGGGACAUUCAGGGAACAUGCCUAUCCUCAAAAUUCCUCCGUCUGUGACACUGUAUGGGCUAACUCAUCGAACAUUGUAUAACUCUCCCUCUGUCCAUCUCCAGUGACUGUCUCUGCUCUGUGGGUCUGUUUCCUUUUUGUGGAUCACUUAAUUGCUGUAAUGCCAUCUGUCUUGUUUUUUUUGUGCGAGUCUCUUAGAGUAGGAUGCAGUUAUUUUAUUCUAUUUUUUACUGUGCACACAUUUGACACUCUGCAAUCAUUACAUUUUAGAUUAUUUUUUGCACAAUCGUUCUGCCACUAUGCAUGCGUUUUAAAUAGUGAAAGGGUAUCAAUAGAUUAAACUGCAAUGCAAAAAAAACAACAUAUAUAUAUUUAUUUAUUAAUUUGUUUUUUUAUAAACACACCUUGGGGUUAUGAAACAUAAUCUUAUAUUUAGAUGAUAAAAUUUACAACUAAGAACAGAAAAAUCAGACAUACCUUAACUUAAGAAUAAACACAACACAUACAAACGCAAAAAACCUGGGAGGUAGGUACUCGAUUUAAAAGUUCAUAUAAUGAUUAGGCAUGUCUAUAUAUAUAUAUGAAAACAACAGCGUGGUACAGAUAAAUGGACACUUUAAUCAGCCUCUUUGCUGUACUAUUUGUUACAGAGACAAUGGAACAAGGCUACAUUCACACUUAAAUACCAGAAUUCGAAUGCUAGCUGCAUUGCAUUUAAAGAUUAAUUUGACUGUUGUUUUUUUAUGCAUUGCUUCCUGCCAGGACGUUAUUAUGGUAGCAUUUUUCCCCGCUAGACAAGCAUUCAUCUCUAUGAUAUACGAUGUGUAGGACAUUGUUUCUUUCUACAGAGACUUCUCGAGCGUGACAAACGAAACCUUUUCUUAAGUGAAAGCAUACACAGCUCUGCACAUGUUUCUGUCACACAGUGUACAGAGUAGCAUUCCAUUCAUUCCCAUUGCACAAUACAUUCCUUACUGCAGACAUCAACAAGAAAAAAAUGUAGACAGAAUAUUGUCCAUUGCACAGACCUUCAGAGCAUUGCAUGAUCAAUUCCCUGCGGUGGAUUAAAGAAAGGAAAAUCUUCUUGUCUUUCUGUCUUGUCUGUGACAUGGGGUUUGAUGUUGUGUUUGGUGCCUUGUUUUGAAGUGUGUUGUAUACCUGUUGUCUACACUCACUCAUUACAUUUUUUUGAUAUACAAUUCAGACAUAGAAAUAUUUAAGUUAUGUUUUCAGUUGCAGAGACGGUUGUGAUUCAUUGUUUGUUUGUUUGUUUGUUUGUUUGUUUUUUAAACUAGCAACCUGUUCUCUUCUUUCAAACAUCGAGAAGUGGAUUCUGCAUUAUACACAGGUUGUCCCAUUUUUGAUGUCCCAUAACUUUCACUGUCCGAAUUUCUGAGAAAAAAAAAAAAGUGUUAACAUUUUAAGUUAGUGCUAGUUUAUGCCAGUUCUGGUUAAUGACUUUCAGGGAGCUCUGGACCAUGUGUCACAAUGCAUACAACGAUAGAACAGUAACACUGCUGGCUGGAUGUAAUAAGUCAUUUGAUGGAAUCCCAACCACAUUAACUUUGGAGGGUUUCUUGUGUAAUUAUGCAGUCACUUUAAAUGUAAACAGGAGGAAUAAUCCAAUGAAUGUUUAAUAAUGAAUUAUGGAAGCAGGUUCAUUCAACCUUUCUACUCUAAAUAAUGGAAUGAACAAUUAAUAGACAAAUACAGCGUUUCCCCUCUCGAUGCUCUAUCUGCAUCAACGGAAAUAAAUAAUCCAAUAACUGCAGAUGUCAAUAUCAAAUAAACGUCAUGAAUAAUUAUGCAUUUUCUCACCACAAUUUCUCUCUUGACAGGUUCCAUUUUAAAGACAUGAAUGGAUAGUUAUUAUUUUAUUAUGUUUGUAAAUUAAAAUUCCAACUAUGACAGCAGAAAGGAUCAGGAAUAAGGCAUUAUUUUCCCUGUAUAUUGAGUAUUUAUUUGCUCCUUGUAUGGGUUUACUAUGCAGCUAUCAUUUCCAUAAGUGCUAGUGAGUUAGGACUGGAGUGUAUGCAAAUAGGCUUCCACCGUAUGUUGAGUGAGUGUAUCAAUUAUUUUUAAGCUGCAACAUUUUUAGAAUAUUUGGUCGGCCGUGUCCCCAAUUUUAAAAGCUGCCAGUAGGCUCCUGUUAGCUGAUGCGUUGGGAGCAGUGGCAAAGAUCUCAGAUACAAAUUGAUGAUGGAAGUAAACUAUGAGGGAUACUAUACAAAAAUAAAACCAAACUAUAUAAAUACGGCACUUACACAAACAAGAUUUAUCCCCAAUUCUAGCCCCAUAAUCAUUAGUUCUAAAAACAUAAUAUACAUUCUAAUCAAGUGCUUCAUGAAAACUAACUGAACCAGUGGAAGAUAUUCUAUGCAUUGAAGCAUCUAUCCAACAAUAACAAAGUGGACACUCAGUGAAGUGGUCCUUACAGUGAAGUGGACUUUACAUUGGACCAUUGUGCAAAAAUAUGUCAAACUUUUUCUAUAUCUUUGCUGUAAGCAUUGGCAGUAUGCAAAGUGAUAUGUGAGCAUUCAGUUCUUUGUAGAACAAUGUGGGUGGAGUGCGAAAAAGGUUGAUGUAGAUCAGUCAAGGUGAAGUGGAUAGGAUAAGAUAUUGAAUGGUGAGAAUAAUGUAAGUAAAUUAAUAUCAAGAUGAAACAACAGUGAUGACAUAAUUUAAUGGUCUGAAGCAUUAAUCCCCCCCCCCCCCUUUAAAUUUCCUGAUAAUCCCAGACAAUAUGGCACAUUUAUUAUGACCACAAGGUAUUCCUUCAACCUCUAUGGUGUGAUCAUUCUGCAGGAGCAAGGAGCAUAUUGAGCCCUUCCACAGUUGGAGGAAAGAUACAAAUGUUUUAACACCCUAUUUAAAUAGAACAAAAGCUCAUUCUACCACAUCAACACUUUAACAUUGCAUUUUCUUACAGUGGAGUGGAAGUUGUAGUCAUGGUCUGAGUGUUAAAGGGGAACCGUCACUUCUCUCGAAAUUACACCAUUGAAUAAAGUAUUGAAAAUCAGUUAUCACUUAAGCUAACUUUUUUUUAAAUGUUCCAAUUUCUUUUUAAAUUAUAGUACAGAUUUAGCAAAGGACAUCUCAGCCCAGUUUGUUCCAGGCACAGCUAAGGUUUACAUUGUGAUUGAACAUAGAGAGAACAUAGAAACAUGCUUUAAUUUCUCCUCUUCUCAUUAUGCUGACUGCCAGGUGCAAAGGACAGAGUUCAUAAUGAUUGACAGGGGGCUAAGAUGGAGGCAUCCAGUUGCAGGAUAAAGAGGUGUGAUAAAGAGGAUUCUCCAUUAAAAAAAUUUUUUUAUACUUUAUAAACACAUUUUUCAAAAAAUAUAAGUACAUUAUAAAAAAAUAAUAAAAAUCCUGAGAAAUGACAGUUUCCCUUUAACGGUAACCUUCUUUACAUUAUAUGCUUCAUUAUUUCUUGUGAAAGGGCUUAACAUUGCCACUUCUGUAGAAACACUGAAUAUUUGAUGCAAUAUGACUUGAGUUACCAUUAGCUGAUAUUUCUAUGGCAACAAAAAGUCCAAAGCUCCCUUCUUCCUGACAUCAACUUUGUAUCCACCCGAGAAAAGCACUAAAUGUAUAUUACGUGUGUAGACAGUCUCCCUGUUAUUUUUGGUUUGAUGUUUGUAAGUUAACAGUAAGUAUAUGCAUUUGGUUAAACAGAGAACUAUUUCAGAGAUUUAAAGUCAAUAAAUAAGAUAAUUUAUUCCUGUUUCACCUUUAGUCUAUUUAUCAGUCUCCCAGUCUCAUUU
Molecule: messenger RNA, 5816 nt
Organism: Pelobates fuscus (common spadefoot toad)
Lineage: Eukaryota; Metazoa; Chordata; Amphibia; Anura; Pelobatidae
Gene: PDE1B
Product: phosphodiesterase 1B
Exons: 17
Coding region: 228-1892 (554 amino acids)
Biological process (GO): signal transduction
Cellular component (GO): neuronal cell body
Molecular function (GO): calmodulin-activated 3',5'-cyclic-GMP phosphodiesterase activity
Source: RefSeq, a predicted model, not a curated record